ACUCUAGUCAAUAGCGUUCACCACCUCUUUGCUUCUUUGGUGUUCAGAUAUGGAUGGAGAAGGUAGGAGGAAAAGCGAGCAACAGCUGCACAAUCACUACCACCUGAAUCCUCUCAGAAAUUCUUUUUGGCCCAGAAGUGACUUCUGCUUCUGGUGGAUCAACUAAACCUACCUCUGAUCAUCAAUAGUAAUCUCGGGUGGUGAAUCAGUAACAAGUUACAACUACACCUCAAUCAGUACUCCUCCCCCCUCACUUUCUGCAACUUGAGAACCAUUGCAACAACAUCAAUGGCGGUUUCAGCUAAUGAUAAAGGUUCAUGCUUCUCCCUCCCACUCUCUCUUUGUGUUUUCUCCCCCUCUUCCUUGUCACUUCUUUAUGGGUUUUGUAGUAGUUGUGGCAGAAGAUGUGAAUGAUUGUCCGAUAGAGGAAGUCCGGCUGACAGUUCCAAUCACCGAUGAUCGGACGAUGCCGGCAUUGACGUUCAGAACAUGGGUGUUGGGUGUCCUUUCGUGCAGCAUUCUUUCCUUCGUAAACCAGUUUUUCCGGUUCCGUCAGAACCCAGUGAGCAUCGGAUCCAUUUCAGUCCAACUAGUUAUACUUCCGGUGGGAAAGUUGAUGGCGGCGACGCUGCCGGAGAAAAUCCUGACGGUGCCAAUGACUGGGUGGUCAUUCUCAUUGAACCCAGGGCCAUUCAACAUGAAAGAACAUGUUCUUAUCACCAUCUUUGCAAACGUUGGAAGUGGUGGCGUUUAUGCACUACAUAUUGUCACCAUUCUCAAAGUUUUCUACAAGAAGGAAAUCCAGCCCAUUCUUGCCGUCUUGCUAAUCCUAAUCACCCAGAUGCUUGGAUAUGGUUGGGCUGGUCUCUUCAGAAAGUACCUUGUUGACUCACCCUAUAUGUGGUGGCCAGCCUCACUCGUUCAGGUGUCCCUGUUUAGGGCUCUACAUGAGACGGAACAAAGGGUAAAGGGUAGAUUAACAAGGCUUCAAUUCUUCUUCAUAGCCCUUGGCUCCUGCUUUGCUUAUUCUGUUAUCCCAACCUAUUUCUUCCCUUCAAUAACUGCACUCUCCUUCAUUUGUUGGAUAUGGCCUAAAUCAAUCACAGCCCACCAAAUUGGUGGAGGUGUACAAGGUCUAGGCCUCCUAUCAUUUGGACUCGACUGGAACGUGGUGUCAUCCUUUUUGUAUAGUCCGUUGGCCUUCCCAGCCUAUUCCAUAAUCUGUUCACUUAUGGGUGCAUUCCUCGCACUUUAUGUUGCAGUCCCCAUCUUAUAUUGGUCCAAUGCCUUUGAAGCGAAGCGGUUUUCGAUCUUCUCAAGCGGCACAUUUGAUGAAUCUGGAAACCGCUACAAUGUCACACGGAUCUUGGAUCAGAAAACUUUUACUUUCGAUCAACAAGCCUAUGAUAGCUACAGUAAGGUCUAUCUCAGUGUCAAUUUUGCGUUUACUUAUGGUAUGAGCUUUGCGACAUUAGUUGCAAGUCUCUCCCAUGUUGCCCUUUUUAAUGGAAGAUCAAUUUGGCGACAAAUGAAGUCAAGCAUACAAGAUAAUUCUGGAGAUGUCCAUAACAGGAUAAUGAAGAAUUAUAACUCAGUCCCACAAUGGUGGUUUUAUACAGUCUUUGUGGUAGUGCUUCCACUAGCUAUUUUUACAUGUGAAGGCUUUGGUGGAAAAUUACAACUUCCUUACUGGGGUGUCCUAUUAGCCAUCGCUUUGGGUAUAGUUUUCACAUUGCCCAUUGGUGUAAUAACAGCAACUACAAACCAACAACCUGGACUGAAUGUGAUCACAGAGCUAAUUGUUGGUUAUCUUUAUCCUGGGAGACCCAUUGCCAAUGUGGCUUUCAAGACCUACGGUUACGUAAGUGUGGUGCAAUCAAUCUUUUUCCUUCAAGAUUUAAAGCUGGGACACUACAUGAAGAUCCCUCCAAGGUCCAUGUUCUUAGUUCAGAUGGUAGGGACAUUGAUCAACAACAUGAUCACAUUUGGCACAGCUUGGUGGCUUCUUACUACUGUGGAUAAUAUUUGUGAUGUUACUCAAUUGCCUAAAGGAAGUCCAUGGACAUGUCCAGGUGACAAUGUCUUCUACAGUGCUUCUAUUAUAUGGGGUGUGGUUGGUCCACUUCGUAUGUUUGGAAAGCUUGGUGUGUAUGCCAAGUUGAAUUGGUUUUUCCUCGUUGGUUUGAUUUCACCAGUGCCAAUAUGGUGGUUAAGUCGCAAGUUUCCACAACACAGAUGGAUUGAACUCAUCCAUAUGCCCCUCAUCUUCUACAACGCUGGCUCCUUUCCAGAGGUUAAGGCUGUUAACUAUUGGUCUUGGGGUAUAGUUGGCAUCUUCUUCAAUGUUUAUGUGUAUAGAUGGUACAGAGGGUGGUGGGCUAGGCACAAUUAUGUUCUCUCAGCAGCCUUAGACGCAGGGGUUGCUUUCUUGGCUCUCCUUGUCUAUUUCUCUCUCCAAAUGAAUGGUAUCUCUGGUCCAGAUUGGUGGGGUGCAGAGGAGGGUGAUCAUUGCCCUCUGGCAACUUGCCCUACAGAUCCAAGGAUUAUGGUCGAUGGCUGCCCAGCUGUGUCAUAAUAUAAUUUCUUUCCCUUUUUCCUUUAUCGUUUGUUUGUGGAUAAAAUAUCAUCUAUGUUUUGGAAUUUUUUUAUUAAACCCCUACGCUUGCCCUACAUUUACUCAAA
Messenger RNA from Macadamia integrifolia, 2682 nucleotides. Its product is annotated as oligopeptide transporter 5-like. Bases 305 to 2575 code for a protein of 756 amino acids. Gene Ontology annotation, biological process: transmembrane transport. The record is from RefSeq and is a predicted model, not a curated record. Gene Ontology annotation, molecular function: oligopeptide transmembrane transporter activity. The transcript is spliced from 7 exons. Lineage: Eukaryota; Viridiplantae; Streptophyta; Magnoliopsida; Proteales; Proteaceae.